AUGAGCUCGUCAAACGCCCCCCAACGGCAGGGCUCCAUUGAUCCUUUCUCAAACCCAGAUGUCUACUAUGGCAACGAGGAGUCUCUAGCGAGACUUCGUCGUGGACGCACCUUCUCGGCGAGCUUUAACCCCUACAGUGGAGAAGAUAUCAAUGAGUUCCUGGGUACUUUGCCUUCGAGGCGAGGAAGUCAAGAUGAGGCAAGCCGCCCCCGCAAAUUCUUUAUCGACGUAGAGAAGACCCUCGCAGCUCUCCUAAAACAAGAGGAUACCGACCAGAAUAUGCAAAUCACAAUCGAGGAUCUUGGUCCAAAGGUGAUUUCGGUCGGAACGGCAGCUUCAUCUGGAUUUAACCGAGUGGACGUGCGUGGCACAUACAUGCUUUCCAACUUGCUUCAGGAACUUACUAUUGCGAAAGACUAUGGUCGCAAGCACAUCGAGCUCGAUGAAGCCCGUCUCAGCGAAAACCCGGUAUCCCGACUCUCACGAUUAAUCAAAAACGUGUUUUGGAAAGCUUUGACACGACGUAUUGAUGGAUCAAAUAUUGAGAUCGCUGGAAGAGACCCAAAGGAUUGGACUGCGGACCCCAGACCACGCAUCUACAUUCCCCCAGGUGCCCCGGAGCAAUUCGAAUACUAUUCUAAGAUCGCUGAGGCCAACCCCAAAUUGCGAUUGGAAGUACUUCUGCUGGAUGCCGAUAUUACCCCGGAUUAUGUUAUGAAACUUGUAGAGAAGCCAGGCUUAUUGGCACUCGACAUGGAAAAGACGAUCAACGAGACCACCCAGAAAGAAGAUCUCCAAGGUGUUCCCUUCGUUGUACCAGGAGGUCGAUUCAAUGAGCUGUACGGAUGGGAUAGUUAUAUGGAAUCUUUGGGCCUCCUUGUGAGCGACCGAGUUGAUCUUGCCAAGGGCAUGGUUACGAACUUCUGUUUCGAGAUUAAGCAUUACGGAAAGAUUCUCAACGCCAACCGAACCUACUACCUGACUCGCUCUCAGCCUCCCUUCCUGACUGAUAUGGCACUUCGCGUCUAUGAGCGCAUCAAAUUAGAGCCGGAUUCCAAGGAGUUCCUUCGAAAUGCAGCCCUUGCUGCUAUCAAGGAAUACCACAGUGUCUGGGCUUGUAAGCCACGUCUUGACCCAGCUACAGGGCUUUCGAGAUACCGUCCUCAGGGAUGGGGCGUGCCACCUGAGACUGAGCCUACUCAUUUCACUCAUAUCCUCAACCCUUAUGCUGAAAAGCACGGAAUGACAUUCCAGGAGUUUGUCAAGGCAUACAAUACUCGUCAGGUCGUCGAGCCUGAGUUGGAUGAAUAUUUCUUGCAUGACCGAGCAGUGCGUGAGUCUGGUCACGAUACUAGCUACCGUCUUGAGCGAGUGUGCGCAAACUUAGCUACUGUCGAUCUUAACUCACUGCUUUACAAGUAUGAGGUUGAUAUUGCACGCAUGAUUCGAACCCACUUCAAGGACAAGUUGGAUAUCCCAGUUGAAUUCAGAACAGCCCAAACUCAAAAUGUUGAGUUUGAGACUUCCGCUGUCUGGGACCGUCGUGCUCGCAAGCGUAAGCAGAAGAUGGAUCAGCUCUGUUGGAGCGAAGAGAAAGGAAUGUUCUUCGACUACGAUACUGUGAAGAAGGAGCGCAAGGAGUAUGAGACCGCAACUACCUUCUGGGCCAUGUGGGCCGGUCUUGCGACACCAGCACAAGCUGCCGUUAUGGUCUCCAAGGCUCUUCCUCGAUUUGAGAACUUCGGUGGCCUUGUCUCGGGCACAGAAGAGUCUCGAGGCCCCGUCGGUUUGGAGCGACCGAACCGACAGUGGGAUUACCCUUACGGCUGGGCACCCCAGCAGAUGCUCGCUUGGACUGGAUUCCUGCGCUACGGAUACCAAGAUGAAGCAGAGAGAUUGGCAUACAAGUGGCUGUACAUGAUUACAAAGGCAUUUGUCGAUUUCAAUGGUGUUGUUGUGGAGAAGUAUGAUGUGACACGGCCGAUUGAUCCACACCGCGUGGAUGCCGAGUAUGGCAACCAAGGCACUGAUUUCAAGGGUGCACCACGUGAAGGUUUCGGAUGGGUCAACGCCAGCUACGUUUAUGGGCUGGAGAUCCUGAAUGCGCACAUGCGCCGUUCUCUGGGAACUAUCACGCCAUAUGAUACGUAUAAGAAGGCAAUUGAUGCACAGAAUGCCUUUUAA
Molecule: messenger RNA, 2184 nt
Organism: Penicillium angulare
Lineage: Eukaryota; Fungi; Ascomycota; Eurotiomycetes; Eurotiales; Aspergillaceae
Product: alpha,alpha-trehalase
Exons: 5
Coding region: 1-2184 (727 amino acids)
Biological process (GO): trehalose catabolic process
Cellular component (GO): cytoplasm
Molecular function (GO): calcium ion binding; alpha,alpha-trehalase activity
Source: RefSeq, a predicted model, not a curated record